GCCAUGGCCGACCAGCUCAACCCAGAAGAGGAGAGCCUCCUCCAGUCCGCACUGCAAACGGCGUUCUCACCCGCGCCCCUGCCCAAGCAGCCCGUCCUCCCAGAAAACCCCCCAGAGCCGGAAACUGCACCCGAGGCCGCACCCGCGGAGGAGCCCGCCGCUACAGACAGCGUGCCGACGUACGACUCUGCCGAGGACGUGUGGAAGGCCGAGUACGAGGGGCACGUCGCGGAAUGGCGCCGCCGCUCUGCCGAGCAGCGUGAGCUCGCCGAACGCGAGCGUGCCCGCUGGGAGGAGAUUCGCCGCCGUGAGCGCGCGGAGGGCCGCCCGCCGCGCAGCGAGAGCGGCUGGGAGAGCGUCGGCGGCAGCACCAGCGCGUCUGUCGUCAUCGAGGGCAGCACCCGCGCCGCCAGUGUUGCGACCGGCGAGCCAAGCGUCGCGGAUGCCCGCGACCUCGUCAGCGGUGAGCAUUCCGGCAAGCACUCCAAGGAGGAGCUCGAGAAGAUCCUGCCCGGCGCACCCAUGCACGCACAAACGCCCACGCCGCCAGACGCGGAGUCGCACAAGUGGGAGGACAUCCACUCGGACUCGCUCGCGUCCUCGUACCCGUCGCUCUCGUAUCCGUCCGACCCACACUCGCCCUCCUCCGGCUCGCACCCGCGCCUCCACGCGCCCCCACGCGCGGGCCACCACGACGCGCACGCGGGCCCCCACCAUGCGCACGACCCAGCGCCGCCCACACCGGUGUCUACUGCGACGCAUGCCAUCUUCGACUCCUCGCUGUCCACGCGGACGCGGGUAUUUGCCCUGAUCGCGAGUCUGGCGGUCAACGUCGGUCUGCCGUUCAUCAAUGGCGUGAUGCUCGGCUUUGGCGAGAUCUUUGCGAAGGACGUUGUCGUGGGCUGGUUUGGCUUCCGGCGGGGGACUGCGGCUGAGGAGGCAUUGAGGGGGCGGCAGAAGAGUCCCGGCUCGAGGGAAGCGGGAGUGGGGCUCGGUGUCCCAAGAUAGUUGUUGCUUGGACGAGUAUUUGAAGACUAUGUACUCGUCUUGCAUACAACAUACCACAUUCUAGGGCUGCAUGGCAUGCUGACCAUCACCACACGCAAAAUAAAGAAGUCUCCGGUA
Postia placenta MAD-698-R-SB12 is the source of this 1125-nucleotide messenger RNA. RefSeq lists its product as hypothetical. The coding region runs from base 4 to 1008 and encodes 334 amino acids. Gene Ontology annotation, cellular component: mitochondrial outer membrane. The transcript is spliced from 3 exons. The record is from RefSeq and is a predicted model, not a curated record. NCBI's taxonomy places the organism in Eukaryota, Fungi, Basidiomycota, Agaricomycetes, Polyporales, Adustoporiaceae. Gene Ontology annotation, biological process: mitochondrial outer membrane translocase complex assembly; protein insertion into mitochondrial outer membrane.